Messenger RNA from Lathyrus oleraceus (garden pea), 3243 nucleotides. Its product is annotated as pentatricopeptide repeat-containing protein At3g54980, mitochondrial. Gene Ontology annotation, molecular function: protein binding; mRNA binding. NCBI's taxonomy places the organism in Eukaryota, Viridiplantae, Streptophyta, Magnoliopsida, Fabales, Fabaceae. Gene Ontology annotation, cellular component: mitochondrion. The record is from RefSeq and is a predicted model, not a curated record. Gene Ontology annotation, biological process: RNA processing; mitochondrion organization. The transcript has a single exon. The coding region runs from base 219 to 2696 and encodes 825 amino acids.
UGAUUGAACCUUCUCAUCGAUAACUCACUCUCCUUAAACAAUACUCGUCCCCGCCGAUCACACUCAGAUUGAAAAAUUGAAUUCUUGUCCCCGCCAUCUCUUCACCAUCUCUAACAUGUCACUGAAUCAUUAACGUUGUUGCAUUCCGAAUUGCCAACAAACAAUGAAAUAAAUCACUAUUAUUUCUGAAAACUUCAAAUUUAUUCUCAGUCGACAACAUGCGAAUGAGGUUUUCCAACAACCUUACCUCAAUCCCUCCGAACAAUCUCCGCCGCCUCUUCUCCCAACUCUCCACCAACCCACCACCACCACAACAUUUUCCCGACAAAAUCAAUUCACCAAAACCUCAUCCCUCCACACGCCUUUCUCAGAAUCACAUCUUGGAAACCCUCUUAACCCACAAGUCCAACCCCAAAUCAGCUUUCAAAUUCUUCAAAACCGUUGAGAAAAAACGAGGGUUCGUUAAAACCGUUGAUGUUUUCUGUUUAUUGAUUCAUAUUCUAUCUUCCACCCCAGAAACUUACAGCUCUGUUCGAAAUUUACUCAACGUAUAUGUUUCUAGUGAUUCCAGUCCUUCUGCUAAGAUACUUGUGGAACAAUUGUUGGAGUGUUCAGGAAGGUAUGGUUUUGAAACGGAUUCGAGGGUUUUUAAUUAUCUUUUGAAUAGUUUUGUUAGAGCUAAUAAGAUUACAGAUGCUGUUGAGUGUUUUAGAACUAUGUUAGAUCAUGAUGUGGUUCCUUGGGUUCCGAUUAUGAAUAUACUUUUGACUGCGAUGGUUAGGAGGAAUUUGAUUCGGAGUGCACGCGAACUGUUUGAUGAAAUGGUUGAGAGAGGGAUGUAUGGUGAUUGUUAUACUUUGCAUGUGGUUAUGCGCGCGUGUUUGAAAGAAGGGAAGUUUGAGGAGGCUGGGAAGUUUUUUGAAGAGGCUAAGAGUAGAGGGUUGGUGCUUGAUGCGGCUGCGUAUAGUAUUGUUGUUCAGGCGGUUUGUAAGUUACCGGACGUGAAUUUGGCGUGUGGGUUGUUGAAGGAGAUGAGGGAGUUGGGGUGGGUGCCGUCUGAGGGUACCUAUAGUGCUGUUGUUUUUACUUGUGCAAAGCAGGGAAAUGUUAAGGAGGCGUUGAGGGUUAUGGAUGAGAUGGUGAGCGUUGGUUUACCUGUAAAUGUGAUUGUUGCAAGAAGCUUGAUGAAAGCACAUUGUGUGCGGGGAGAUGUGAAUCUUGCACUGAAGUUGUUUGAUGAGAUUGUUGAAGGUGGUGUUGCUCCUGACGUGAUUAUGUUCUCGAAUUUGAUUGAUGGGUUCUCUAUUAUUGGGAAUAUGGAGAAGGCGUAUGAACUUUACAGUCAAAUGAAACUUAUGGGAAUCCAGCCAACUGUCUCAAUUUUGAAUUCUCUGCUGAAAGGCUUCCGGAAACAAAAUUUGCUUGAAAAUGCAUAUAGGUUGCUUGAUGAGGCGGUUGAACUUGGUAUUGCUAAUGUUGUUACUUAUAACAUUGUUUUAAUGUGCCUAUGUGAAUCCGGUAAGGUUGACGAGGCUUGUAAUUUAUGGGACAAGAUGACGAGUCAGGGUAUUACACCUUCAUUAGUUUCGUACAACAACUUAAUACUUGGUCACUGCAAAAAGGGUUGCAUGGAUGAUGCAUAUUGUGUGUUGAAUGAUAUUCUUGAAAGGGGUUUCAAACCGAAUGUGGUUACGUACACUCUUUUAAUAGAUGGUUUUUUCAAAAAGGGUGACUCGGAGAGAGCCUUUGUUGUGUUUGAGCAAAUGAAGGCUGCAAAUAUUGCACCCACAGACCAUACAUUUAACACCGCUAUAAACGGCUUGUGUAAAACUGGCCGGGUGUCUGAGACAUAUGACAAGUUGAACAAUUUCAUCAAGCAGGGUUUUAUUCCUACUUCCAUUACUUAUAACAGCAUCAUAAAUGGAUUUGUCAAGGAAGGUGCGAUUGAUUCUGCAAUGUCUGCCUACCGAGAGAUGUGCGAAAAUGGAAUUUCUCCUAAUGUUAUCACUUAUACUAGUUUGAUUAAUGGAUUUUGCAAAUGUAAUAAAAUUGGUAUGGCUUUGGAAAUGCAUAAUGAGAUGAAAUACAAGGGUAUGAAAUUGGAUGUUACUGCAUAUAGUGCUCUCAUUGAUGGUUUCUGCAAAAUGCAAGACAUGGGAAGUGCAAGCAAGUUUCUCGCUGAACUUUUGGACGUUGGUUUGACUCCAAACACAGUUGUCUAUAACAGCAUGAUUAGUGGCUUUCGAUAUUUGGAUAAUAUGGAAGCAGCGCUUAACUUGCACCAGAAAAUGAUACAGAAUAAGGUUCCAUGUGAUUUGCAGAUAUAUACCUCAUUGAUUGGCGGCCUUUUGAAAGAAGGUAAAUUGAGUUUCGCUUUAGAUCUUUACUCAGAGAUGCUUUCCAAGGGUAUCGUGCCUGAUAUCAUCAUGUAUACAGUUCUUAUAAAUGGACUCUGCAACCAUGGACAACUAAAAAAUGCAGGCAAGAUUCUAAAGGAGAUGAAUGGGAAUAACAUUACUCCUUCAGUUCUUGUAUAUAACACUUUAAUUGCUGGACACUUUAAGGAGGGUAAUCUGCAAGAGGCUUUUAGACUGCAUGAUGAAAUGCUUGAUAAAGGUCUUGUUCCUGAUGAUACUACUUAUGAUAUUCUUGUUAAUGGAAAACUCAAGAUAUCACAUACUCUUGCUGGAGCUUAAUUCAAAUAAACUCUAUUGCAAACUAGGCUUGAAAUAUGUCCAAUCUUCCAUUGUUUACAAUGCACCACCGACACGUUAGAUUGAAGACAUGUCCACUAUCCAACACUUGUCAGGGUUUGGCACCGACGUGUCAGUAUCGUAUCCGUGUUAGUGCUUCAUAGAUUGUUUACCUUAUGGACUUGAAAUUGUGGACCAAAACGCCGUUCACGACAUCUUCCAUAGAAGUUGUAUUUCUCUCAUUUUAUUUAUAGGUAUCAUUUUGUUAUCAUAGGAAAAGUAAGUUCUAUCAGUUAGGUUAUUUCUUUGGCAAGAGCAUAAUAAUGUCAUGGGCCAGAUAUUGGGCAGAGAAUCAAGCUUUUUUGGUAGAAGCAGUUUCAUAUAGCUGCAAUGUGGCACAGAUUGUGGCUAUUAGACAUGGGAAGACACAUAAUUCAGGUGUGACCUGAACAGUCUUAGUGUUUCCUUUUAUAUAUGGAUUACAUUUUUCCUUUCAUUUUGUAUGAGAGAGGAAAUGUUCUAAUUUCUAUUGUUUGAUGUUCUUGUUUUA